CCGCCUCUCAAGCGAGAGUUCAAUUGCCCAUGAUCAUUUGAAACAAACUUAGAUUUAAAUGGCAGUGACUGUGGGCUAUUGGGAUCUGCGAGGGUUAGGCCAACCGAUCAGGUUUUUGCUGCAAUACGUGGGCAUUGCCUUCACUGACGUGCGCUAUCGGAUCGGACACGACUGGACUGAUCCGGACCUCCGGGAGGACUGGCUGCGAGUGAAGUGGGAUUUGGGUCUCGACUUCCCUAACCUUCCCUAUUAUAUUGAGGGAGAGUUGAAGUUAACGCACAGCCGAACUAUACUGCGAUACUUGGGCUCAAAGCACGGCCUCUGCGGCCAAACGGACGCCGAAAAGACGAGAAUAGAUAUGAUUGAGAACUAUAUGGAGGACAUGAGGAACGACGGCCUCCGACACGUCGUCUAUUCACCCGUUUUUGAUCCCAAACUGGACUUCGAGACACUUAAAGCCGAAUACAUCUCCAAAAUGGGCUCUUAUUUCAGGGAAAUAUCAAACUUUUUGGACACUUUCGAGUGGAUGGCCGGCAAUCGUCUCACUUUCGUCGACUUCUGGUGCUAUGAAGUGCUCGAUUGGAACCGUCUUUUCCAAAGCGAUUGUCUCAAUGAAUGCCACAAUUUAUUACAAUAUAUGAAUCGCUUCGAGGCUUUGCCACCAAUUAAUAGAUAUAUAAAUAGCGAUCAAUUCAAUAGAUUCCCGAUAUUCGCGCCGUACGCUCGGUUUGGGGGUCAACCACAUCCCGAUUAACAAGCCGUACGUCUCACUGUUGCCUAUAGUUUAUAACUAUUUCAUUGAUUGCCAAAUGUUGUGAUUAAAUGAUAAAAUAUGAUAUAUUUUU
Molecule: messenger RNA, 845 nt
Organism: Oppiella nova
Lineage: Eukaryota; Metazoa; Arthropoda; Arachnida; Sarcoptiformes; Oppiidae
Source: the annotation of a GenBank genome assembly